AUGACUCUAAGACAGUACGAGGCGAUUCUACCAUCCAAACGACUAGCGCAUCAGAAAUAUAUUUUUAUGAGUAACGAACCUGCUGCUAUGUAUCGUUUAGCUUCACACUACAAUGGGUAUUUCAAUUACACUUUUACAUAUAAGCUCGAUUCGGACAUCACAUGGAGAUUUUUUGUUGUUAGAAAUAAGAAAGGUGACAUUGUAGCGCCUAAAGUUGACGUUAAAUGGAUUGAUGUCAACGAUAUGGAACCUAUAAGUGAUGACAUCAAACGUAAAUUGCAAACUAAAAAUAAAGCUGCAGCGUGGCAUGUAUCACAUUGUCAUACGCCAAGUAGACGUGAAGAAUUUGUCGAAAAACUAAUUCCUGAAUUGUCUAGGUAUAAUCUAAAUAUUGAUAUCACUGGAUUUUGUGGAGACAGAUAUUGUCAGCUAUGGGGCGAGGAGUGCCAUGUCGCAAUAGAAACAGAUUAUUAUUUCUAUUUGGCGUUUGAAAAUUCAAUGUGCGAUGACUAUGUAACUGAAAAGAUAUUAACAGCUACUCAACAUUAUUCUAUACCGAUCGUUUUCGGAGGCGCAAAUUAUUCUAGGUUUGAUUUUCCAUACUGGUAUAACUAA
Hyposmocoma kahamanoa is the source of this 615-nucleotide messenger RNA. Its product is annotated as alpha-(1,3)-fucosyltransferase C-like. Bases 1 to 615 code for a protein of 204 amino acids. Gene Ontology annotation, cellular component: membrane. NCBI's taxonomy places the organism in Eukaryota, Metazoa, Arthropoda, Insecta, Lepidoptera, Cosmopterigidae. The transcript has a single exon. Gene Ontology annotation, molecular function: alpha-(1->3)-fucosyltransferase activity. The record is from RefSeq and is a predicted model, not a curated record.